AUGAACGUUGCCUCGUCUGGGGAAAAUGAGACCUUCUACCAGCCAGAGAACUUCAUUUUACUAGGGAUCCCAGGCUUGGAAGUGUCCCAUUUCUGGAUAUCUAUUCCUAUGGCUGGCAUGUACGUCCUUACCAUCCUGGGAAACAGUGUCAUACUUGCCAUCAUAAUGCCUCAAGAGACAUUCCACAAACCCAUGUACCUUUUCCUCUCCAUGAUGGCCAUUAUAGACCUCGUGGCAUCAGCCACAACCACCCCCAAGAUCCUUUGUAUCUUCUGGUUCAACUCAAAAGAGAUUGGCUUCAGUGCUUGCUUGGCCCAGCUCUUCUUCAUCCACGCCUUAUCUAUGAUGGAGUCCACCAUUCUUUUGGCGAUGGCCUUUGACCGUUAUGUUGCCAUUUGCCAUCCUCUCAGAUACACCUCUAUCCUGACCAACACCAUCAUCGCCAAGAUUGGGGUCAUGGCAAUCAUUCGUGGAUCGUUCUUUAUGGCUCCGGCUCCUUUCCUGAUACGGAGAUUGUCGUACUGUCAGACCAAUGUCAUCUCUCACACGUACUGCGAACAUAUGGCUGUAGUAAAAAUCGCUUGCACGAACACCACCAUCAAUCAGGCGUACGGCCUUACAGUGGCACUUCUGGUCAUUGCUGUGGACAUUGCUUGUAUCUCUGUGUCGUACUGUGGCAUAUUCAGAGCGGUCUUCAGAUUGUCUUCCAGGGAAGCCCGUCGCAAGGCCUUGGGCACCUGUGGCCCCCAUAUCUGUGUCAUCCUGAUCUCCUACAUCCCGGCUCUCUUCUCCUUCUUUACUCACAGGUUUGGGCACAACAUCCCCCUCCAUAUUCACAUCACCCUCGCCAACCUCUACAUUCUCAUCCCACCCAUGUGUAAUCCCUUGAUCUACGGAGCCAGGACCAAGGAGAUCCGCAGAAGGGUGGUUGCGAUUUUCCGUCAGUAA
Messenger RNA from Nanorana parkeri, 948 nucleotides. Its product is annotated as putative olfactory receptor 52P1. Gene Ontology annotation, molecular function: G protein-coupled receptor activity; olfactory receptor activity. Lineage: Eukaryota; Metazoa; Chordata; Amphibia; Anura; Dicroglossidae. Gene Ontology annotation, cellular component: membrane. Gene Ontology annotation, biological process: G protein-coupled receptor signaling pathway. Bases 1 to 948 code for a protein of 315 amino acids. The transcript has a single exon. The record is from RefSeq and is a predicted model, not a curated record.